This is a messenger RNA of Diaporthe amygdali, 1077 nucleotides long. RefSeq lists its product as uncharacterized. Lineage: Eukaryota; Fungi; Ascomycota; Sordariomycetes; Diaporthales; Diaporthaceae. The record is from RefSeq and is a predicted model, not a curated record. The coding region runs from base 1 to 1077 and encodes 358 amino acids. The transcript has a single exon.
AUGAUGAAGCAAUCCGCCCUCGCUACUCUCGCCGCCUACCUCGUCGGUCUGGCCGCCGCCGGAACCAAGGUUUGGGAUGGCAGCUUCGACACCCUGACCACUGCCGACCUCGCCGACUGGUCCUGGUCCAACCAGGAGGGCCCUUACCAGUGGUACAUUCACGGCACCGCCGAUACCUCCAAGUACCUCGACUUCAGUGCCGAUGCCGCCGGCCCGGGAGCCACCAAGGGCGCCAAGGUCACUCUCGACAGCACUGCCUACUGGAACGGCCAGAACAUGCGCCGGACCGAGCUGAUCCCCUCCGUCACCGACACCAGCUCCAUCACCUCGGGCACCCUGUACUAUCACUUCUCGAUGAAGCGCGAGGAGACCAACGCACCCUCGGUGAACCGCGAGCACCAGAUCGCCUUCUUCGAGUCGCACUUCACCGAGCUCAAGUACGGCUGGAUCUCGGGCGAGGCGGGCGAGUCGGACGACCAGCUCCGGUGGUACGCCAACUCGCAGAGCCAGUGGAACGUGACGCUCGAGGCCGGCGUGUGGCACAACUUUGCCUACGAGAUCGACUUCGACGCCAGCACCGUCGCCUUCUGGCACUCGACCGGCUCCGACGAGCUGACCAAGGCCGUCGAGGCCGUCAAGGCCAGCGUGAGCUCCAACGGCGCCGACUGGCACGUCGGUGUGCUCGAGCUCGCCCGCGACGGCUACGAGGACGCCACCGAGGACCUCUACUUCUCGGGGGUCUACAUUGAGAGCGGUGACCUGACCACCACCUUCUCCAGCGCCGGCUCCUCCGGCUCCGACUCCGGUGCCGCCGCCUCCUCCGCUGUGGCCUCUUCCGCUGUGGCCUCUUCUGCUGUGGCCAGCUCCAGCGUUCAGGCUGCUGCAUCUAGCUCUGCCCCCGCUAGCUCCGCCGAGGCCGUCGCUGCUUCUUCCUCCUCUUCCUCCUCCGCUGUCGCUGCCACUACCUCUGCUGCUGUGGUCCCCACCGCUGCCGCCCCAGCCACCACCGCUCUGGCUUCAAGCAAGACGUCUUGCGUCAAGAGGACCAAGACUGUCUACGUCACCCAGUCCGCUUAA